This is a messenger RNA of Arachis ipaensis, 495 nucleotides long. RefSeq lists its product as uncharacterized. Lineage: Eukaryota; Viridiplantae; Streptophyta; Magnoliopsida; Fabales; Fabaceae. The record is from RefSeq and is a predicted model, not a curated record.
AUGGGGGCCACCCCUUUCCACCACUCGAUCCUCGGAGUACGGCUGCCGAAGCACUUUGAUAAGCCGACACAUAUGAGGUACGAUGGUACUCAAGAUCCCCAAGAGCAUCUAACGGCAUUCGAGGCCAGGAUGAACCUGGAAGGGGUAGGGGAUGAAGUAAGGUACCGGGCUUUCCCGGGCUCCAUAACCACGUUUGCCGACAUCAGUCGCGCCUUCUUGGCCCAGUUCACCACGCAUAUCGCUAAAGCGAAACACCCGAUUAAUCUGUUAGGAGUGACUCAACGAACCGGCGAGCUGACCAGGAAGUACCUGGAUAGAUUCAAUGAUGAGUGCCUGGAGAUUGACGGCCUAACCGAUUCGGUGGCCAGCUUGUGCUUAACCAACGGACUACUAAAUGAGGAUUUCAGAAAACACCUUACCACCAAGCCCGUCUGGACAAUGCAGGAAAUUCAGAACGUGGCCAGGGAAUAUAUCAAUGAUGAAGAAGUAAUCUAG